AAAAAACACACACAACAUAAAAUAAAACGUAGUCCAUUGCAGAUGAUGAACAAGUUGAUGAACUGAGAGUGUGAGGCAAGCGAACGAAUCAACAAAGAUGCGGAUCUUCGACAACUCGGCCGAAUCACCGAAUGAGAAUGUAAGUGACAUGGAAUCGGAUUCGAGUAAAAAUGGAGGCAAUGUACAAAUGGAAUUGAAGUUGGAAAAAAGUUAUAUGGAUCCGCAGUUGGAAAGGGAUGUUUCUGAAGCUUGGCAUGAGAUGAUGGAGACUGAGAGUCGGGGGGUUGCGAACAGGGUGGUGGAUCUGGAGAGAAGAGUCUUGGAGCAGGGCGAUGAAUUGGUGUGUUUGAAAGCUACAUUGGCGGAGGCUUUGCGAAGAAUAAACAUCCUCGAAGGAUCACGAUUAGCGCAUCAAAUUGUAACGACACCAGUGCAGGCUCGAAAUGGAGGACAUGCGACGACCCCAACAAACGCACCGGUCCUCAAACGUCCCACAAGUUACUCAGCCUCCAGAACUGAUUUGAAUAGGAAAAGCUAUGCCGGCAGUUCUUUGCCGCAGAGACGUGCCAUCCAUUACCAGUCGACUGGAUCUUUACAUAGUGACAGCCAGAGCUCAAGCAGUGUAUCCCCUGUGCCAUCGCCUUCUCCGAGGGCUACCCCGCAGCCCUUGAGCAAGAGGCCGCCUUUGGUAUCGCCCUCACAGACCACCACCUUACAUAAAAGGUGGAGCUCUACCGGCGAUUUCAACCAGCACAUUAAUAUGCAAUCGAAAUUUUCCACAAAAUCCUUUUUGAAUUUAUAUAUGAAACCGUCAACAACCUCAUCGUCCAAUAUAAAGCACGGCACCCGUGAUGUAAGUUAUAAUGAAGAUGACCAAACGCUCAAGAUGUACUUGCGUGGGCGUCCUGUCAUCCUGCACGCUCCGACCGAUAUUGCCGACAGUUUCGACCUGACGAAGGUAUCCACGGCACCUUCUGAAAGGUUGAAACUGGAUUGGGCAUACGGAUAUCGCGGCAGGGAUUGUCGCUCCAACCUGUACCUACUUCCGACCGGUGAAAUGGUAUAUUUCGUAGCAGCCGUCGUUGUCCUUUACAACGUUGAAGAACAAAACCAGCGGCAUUAUUUGGGCCACACGGAUGAUGUGAAGAGUUUGGCCAUUCAUCCGAAUAAAUUGCUGGUAGCAACCGGACAAUGCGCCGGCCACGAUAAAAGAGAUGCAAGGCCGCACAUCCGGAUUUGGAAUUCUGUUUCGCUGCAUACUCAGGCUAUAAUUGGAGUGAACGAGUUCAAUGUAUCCGUAUGCUGCAUAUCGUUUAGCAAAGCAGAUGGUGGGUCACUCUUGCUAGCCGUCGACGAGGCUCAAGAUCACAUGAUCUCCGUCUGGGAUUGGCAAAAAGGAGAAAACGGUCACAAAAUUACCGAAACCAAAUGCUCCGUUGAUACGGUGGUAGCCGCCGAAUUCCAUCCAUUGGACAGAAAUAACAUCGUAACUUGCGGUAAAAAUCACAUCGCUUUUUGGACCUUGGAUGCGGGUGGCACUCUCUACAAGCGUAUGGGAAUCUUCGAAAGUCGUGAUAAACCAAAAUUCGUCCUUUCCGUUGCGUUCUUACAGUCUGGAGAUGUUAUUACUGGAGACUCUAACGGAAAUCUGGCGAUUUGGGGAAGAGGCACAAACACUGUUCAAAAGUUCAUUAAGAACGUUCACGAAGGCGGAAUUUUCUCGAUCUGUGUGACCAAGGAUGGAAGCGUUAUUACUGGUGGCGGUAAGGAUGGAAAAUUGGUUCAGUUCGAUCCGAACCUUUCGAAAAAUAGGGAGGAGAUUACCAUCGAAAAGCAUUUCGGUGGCGUGAGGGUGGUAUCGGAAGGAAGAGGCUCGCAAUUACUCCUAGGUACAACCAGAAACUGCAUUUUGGUUGGCACAGUUGGUUUAGCUUUUCAGCCGAUUGUCUUGGGACAUGCCGAUGAAUUAUGGGCUCUGGCUGCCCAUCCCAGCGUACCGCAAUUCGCUACUGCAGGUCAAGAUAAAUUACUGCAAAUGUGGGAUUCCAUGUCGCACAGUAUUUUGUGGAGUAAAGAUAUUGGGGAACAAGCUCAUAGUAUCGCAUUCUCGAGUGAUGGUUGUGUGGUGGUCGUUGGUUGUUUGGAUGGCCAAUGGUUGGUUUUCGAUACGCAGAGCCGCGAGUUUUUGGGAAAAUACAAGGACGGCGAUGAACCAAUACAGACAAUUACCUUCUCUCCAGAUGGUAACCUUCUCGCAGUUGGUUCAAGAGAUAACAACAUUUAUAUUUACCAAGUCUCCGAACAAUAUAGGUUCUCGAGAAUUGGAAAAUGCCUUGGCCAUUCUAGUUUCAUAACACAUAUAGAUUGGGCAGAGGAUAACCAAUCGUUGCGUAGUAAUUCUGGAGACUACGAACUUCUAUACUGGAAUGCUACAACUUGCAGGCAAAUAGUGCAAAGCUCUACCAUGAAGGAUAUAAAAUGGGCUACAAAUACAUGCACAUUAAGUUUCGGAACCGUUGGUAUUUGGCCCGAGAACGCCGAUGGAACAGAUGUAAAUGCCUGUUGUACCAACAGCGUUGAUACAUUGAUGGCAACAGGCGAUGACUUCGGAAAGAUCAAGUUAUAUUCAUAUCCGGUUUCCCAGCCUAAGUCAUUGAACCACGUCUAUGGGGGACACAGCAGCCAUGUGACCAACGUUACAUUUAUACACGAUGACUCGCGAUUGGUCUCAGUCGGUGGUAAAGAUACGAGCGUCCUGCAAUGGACCGUAUCAUAGAUAAGAUGAACAAGUGAUUUCUAUUUAUUUGAAUUCAAGAAAUUCGAAGUUUUUAAAAUAAGAAAUGCACGUAUUCCAUUCUGCUUAACUACACAUGAACUGCAAAGAAGUGUGUCACAAUAUAUGCAACUUGCGUUUUCUCCAAAACUAGUUUUUUCAAGGAUUGGAAAGCAUAAUGCUUAUCUCAUUAAAAAAAUACUUUUAUAUACUUAGUUUAAACACUUGUUAUAUUUAUAAUGUACAAUUGCU
Nicrophorus vespilloides is the source of this 3025-nucleotide messenger RNA. RefSeq names its product echinoderm microtubule-associated protein-like 2 (gene DCX-EMAP). Gene Ontology annotation, cellular component: mitotic spindle. Gene Ontology annotation, molecular function: microtubule binding. The transcript is spliced from 13 exons. Lineage: Eukaryota; Metazoa; Arthropoda; Insecta; Coleoptera; Silphidae. The record is from RefSeq and is a predicted model, not a curated record. Bases 98 to 2776 code for a protein of 892 amino acids. Gene Ontology annotation, biological process: microtubule cytoskeleton organization.